Homalodisca vitripennis (glassy-winged sharpshooter) is the source of this 5610-nucleotide messenger RNA. RefSeq names its product dedicator of cytokinesis protein 3-like. NCBI's taxonomy places the organism in Eukaryota, Metazoa, Arthropoda, Insecta, Hemiptera, Cicadellidae. The transcript has 6 exons. Gene Ontology annotation, biological process: small GTPase-mediated signal transduction. Gene Ontology annotation, cellular component: plasma membrane; cytoplasm. Bases 197 to 667 code for a protein of 156 amino acids. Gene Ontology annotation, molecular function: guanyl-nucleotide exchange factor activity; small GTPase binding. The record is from RefSeq and is a predicted model, not a curated record.
AAUCUAAAUGGCAGUGACUUGAUUUGAUGGCUGCUGGUUAAUUGUCACAAACUCUGUAGCAGAAAGAAGCUGUGAAAUGUAGUGUUAUGCAGGUGUUUGGUGUUGUGUGGUGAUUGCAGUUUUGUGAUUUAUAUGGCCUAUUAAUUUAUGUGUGUUAAGAUUCGUUAACUAUGAUAUAAAUUUAUAUCAUUCAACAAUGCUGUGGACACCGACAAAGACGAAGAAAUAUGGAGUUUCUGUCUAUAAUUGGAAUGGAGACGUUCGAUUCGGCCUACCCCUGGAAAUUGGAGAUACAGUCCAAAUUCUGGAAGAAUGUCAAGGAUGGUAUCGAGGUUUCGCUACUAAAAACAGAACUAUUAAGGGCAUCUUUCCUGGCAGCUAUAUACAUAUCAAGCCAUGUAAAGUGGAAGGAGAAGUAUCAUUUGAAACUGUUACUCCUCUGGAAGAUCCUGUUGUACGAGAAACUACAUUGGUGUUGAGAGAAUGGAACGGGAUUUGGAAGAAUCUGUAUGUGGAUCGAGAGACAUACAAGUUCCAGACUGUUCGCAAGGUGAUGCGGGACCUAGUCGACUGGAGGAGACAACUUCUCACUGGCACAUUAACUCAAGAUCAGAUGCGGGAAUUGAAGCUGAAAAUUACUGCAAAGAUAGACUGGGGUAACAGGUAAGUGUCUUUUCACCAAACAUUCAGAUAUUUACUGUUUUAACAUCCUUAACCCUACAGAUUCAUUGACUCAUGAGGUCUAUAGGAUGUAAUGAAGUAGUCAGGUGAGAAAUUAGAGGAGGAUAACAUUAAUAAGGAGCCAGGAUAGGGCCGUAUUGAAAUUAUAUUAUUGUCUGUCCAUUCCUCUGUGUGAUAACUCCUGAUAGAAAUCCAAAAAUGGCCGCUGGCCCACAACAUCAAGAAUAGUGACCUCAGUUAAAAAGUUCAGUUUUUAAGUGGUAAAAGUGACAAGAAUGAAGAUCGCCUACUGAUAUGAGCUUAUACUAACUACUGUAAGUCUCUUGAAGUAAAAAAAAUCCUAUGCUAUGGUAUUUUUCUGGGAUUGUUGACCUGAGAGUUGCUGACUGCACACUCAGUUGUCUGUCAUCAGAGACUUCCACUCCAAACAGCAAACCUACAGUGCCACUGCAACCUUGCACUGACCCUCAGCAAUACAUCCAGCUGCUGUGCUACUUAUUAUAUUAACAUGGUUCUUAAUUAUCCCACCAAAACUUGACAUAAUUAUAUAAUCCCUUUAUUAUAAAUAUAACACAUUUAUACAAUUUUUGACAAAAUUCCACACAAAUUUUCAAUUUUUAACAGAGACAGCCUGUCAAAGUCUGUCCAAAACUCAGUCCUAAUUAUUCUAUUUGCUCUGACAAGCAAUCUUAUCAUCCAAACAGAGAAGACUGCCAAUCUCUUAAAUCACAGACUACUAUUAUUAUUUACCAAUAGGACUGAGCCUAUCUACGAUUAACAUCUAUCAGUGCCUGCAGAUCUUAGAACGCAACCAGACGUGUAACAGUGUAUAGUAAUGACAUACUGCUGAAACUGAAGGCAACUGACUCAAUCUUCUCAUAUUUCUUAAAAUCUGUAUAAAGCUUACCUUUCUUAGUUUUAUAAAAAUUGACCUAGUGAACUCAGCCAAACACUCAAUAAAAAACUGAAAUCUUUUUUCCAAGAUAAACACCGAAACCUCUAAAUACCCUUGGGGCAUCUGCAGCAUAGGGGUAAAAUAUUCUGGAAUACUCUAUACAGUGACCUGUAAACAGUGGUACAAUGGUGGUUACAUUAAUAUAACUGAUAAAAGUCUGAAAAACUAGCGAUAGAUGAAAUAAAUGCCUGGACAUGUAAAACUUGUAAGGACUCAGCACCCUGCAAUAUUGCUCAUAGCAACCCUCUGCCAGAAACAAAUUUUGUGGCCUUAGGGGAAGCAAAAAUACUCUCCUUGAAAACACAGAGCCCAACAAGACACCAAAAUAGAGACAAGGAAAACAGCACUAUGGCUAUCUCGGACCUGGAGCUAAUACUGAGUAAUAAUACAGAUCAAGAGGAAACGGAUCCCGAGACUUCCCUAACAUUGGCAGCUGAGGCCGGUCACCUUGUCAUAGCAGAAAACUGUAAACUGGAAAAAAAGGUAAAGGAGUUAAAUAUCCGCAAUCCAGCCUUAGAAGCUAAACUUGCCGAAAUGGAGGCAUGAAUUGAAAAUCAAACAUAGAUUGAAGACAAGUAUGUGCACAAGAUUGAAGCCUUAUACAAAAAUUGACAAACUUUAGCUCAGGCUGAAAAGGAAAUAAAACAUGGACAAGAACUACAAAAUCUUUAUGAAGAGCAUGACAUAAGACAGUCAGUCCUAUUCGAAGAAUAAGUAAAGAAAAUCUCAGAAUUGGAAAACAUAAUCCUUAACCACUUAAAUAAACCCAAAUUUUCCAGAAAUCAACGAUCAUAUUCUAAAAUGCCAUGAAAACGUAGAAAUACAAACCUUAUGUCUCCCCCUCCCCCAGUUUUACUACCAACGACAUCAUUAGACUCCUCACUAAAGUGGCAAGAGCUAAUUCUGUUAGAAAAGAGACUGGAUAGUAUGAAACAUACAGUCAUGUUACUUAAAGGCCAAUUGAGAGAAAAAAAGCCCCAAGACGACUCUCCUAGUCCAGUCGAUAGACCUAGACACCCAAACCUUACCACGUCUCGAAGCGGGAAAAGAAAUAGUUUUAUAAAAAAUCAUUUCAGCAUCUCACUGCAAGUUGCUAAAUCCAGGCAAACUCCCACAACUGCUAAAUAACUAUGCUCACAAGCAAAGUAAAUACAUGGAACCAACAACACUUUGAAACAAAAAAUACACAUCAUGUAACUUCCAACCACAAAAAUAAAAUUCUGGUAGAAGUGCAGGUCCAUCAACCUGACAUUUAUACUCCACAUAAACUAUAUAAUAAACUACUUUCACUUGACCUAAAAAAACUAAAUGGGGUCAAUGGAGUCAAGUGAAGCUUGAAGAUGAAGAAACAUAUGAAGAAUUCUUUGAGAGACACAUAGGAACAAUAGAAAAUUAUUUAGAAAACUCUGAUGAGAUACCUACGAGUAUUAAUAAAAAUCAGCCGGAUUUUAUUCAAACAAUCCAAUUACUGCAGACUUUUCAGAUCAGUCAACCGGGAAAUCAACCAAAAUGAGACAUUACAGAACAAAGGUUUUCAAAAACUCCCUAAAGUACUAAAAAGCUGCAUACAGCUUACAAUAUUGCACUAAAACAUAAACCACCUCCAAAGAAAGACAAAUAGACUUUAUGAUUUACUAGAAACAAACAAACCCAGCUUAGUUUUAUUGACUGAACACGGUCUUCGAAGUGAAGAGCUGACUAGUACCAGAAUUAACUAUACACUCUUGUAGGAGAUUUCUCAAGAGAAGUUAUGAAAGAGGCGGUGUGGCCAUUUACGUGAAUGAUAGCCUUAAAAAUAAGUUGAAAGUACAGAGGUUAUAGAUAACACAACUGAAAAAGUGUGAACUCUCCAUGAUCCGCAUUAACUCUGGCAAAACUCAAACCUACCUUUUAGGAGUGACCCCUAAACAGUAAUAUAAACAUAGCCCUUGAUGCUCUAUCCACGACAUUGGACAUGAUACCAACAUGGAAAUGUCCUACCGUUGUUAUGGGGAACAUAAAUGUAGAUGAUUUAACCGAUAAUAUGGGUAAUAAGGAAUUAAUAAACGUGCUGGCUAGUCAUAACAUUCAAAGACUACGCCUCCCACAAACCAGAGUGACACACAGCACUUCAACUUCUAUUGACUUUAUAUGCACUAACAUUCACAAUGACGACAUCAAGACAGAAAUCUUAGAAACUGGCCUAUCUGAUCACACUGCCCAGAUCUGCCAUUUAAACUUGGAAACUCAAAAUAAAGUACUCCCAAUCUCAACAAGAAGAUGUUUCUCCCAGACAAACCUUAACAAUCUAAAACAAGUCCUAAAGGAUGAAUCAUGGCAAACUUUCUAUAACUAUUUGGCUGUUGACGAAUCAUAUGAUAAUUUUAAUCACAUACUUAACUGGGUCCCGAAUUCUUCAUGCCCCUUGAUAAAAUCUAGACCAAAAAGAGGAUUUAGCUUAAAAAAUACAAUCAAUCAAGAAGCAUGCAGGCUUAAAAAUAUUUACCUUCAAGCAUUGGAAAACGAGGUUCAAAAUGGGAAAUUGGCUGACAAGGUGAUUACAGCUCAAGCAAAGAAGGACUAUGACCUUAAACUGAAGCAUUUAAGGAAAAAAACCACAUCAAACUAUACACAAAAUUCGGGAAACAAACAAAAAUCUGUCUGGAAUGUAACUAACCACAAGAGAUGCUGAAACAGAGAGCAUUCAACCCCCAUAGAGUUGGUAAUAGAUAAGAGGUUGAUUAAAGAUCCUCUCCUGGUAGCACAACAUCUAAAUGACUAUUUCAGUACAGCUGCAGUUAACACCCAGGGUCACUAUACAGUACCUAACUUAGAAACAGAACCAUUUGAACUCCAAAAUCUGCUUGAACCCAACAAUAAACCCAACCACAAGACCUGAAAUUUCAAAAAUUAUCACUGGCUUACAAUCAAAACUAUCUUCAAGAUUGGACGAGAUCUCCUCAAAACUACUUAAACAUUGCAAAGAGGAGAUCAAACCCCCGUUAACACACAUCACCAACCUAUCCUUUAAGGAAGGUAUUUUCCCAAAAGCCCUGAAAUCAUCCAAAAUAAUUCCAAAAUUUAAACAAAGACUCGCAACCUCAAUAGAAAACUACAGACACAUAUUCCUCUUAUCUACAAUAUCCAAAGUAAUUGAAAAGGCUUGACAAAUUAAUGAGUCAUUUUAUUAAUAACAAUAUUCUCAUUUGUCAACAACAUGAUUUCGUAAAGGGAAGGUCAACUAUCACAGCUCUGACAAGCUUUGUUGAUUACAUUAUAAAUCAGAUGGAGGAAGGAGCAUCUGUUACUGGGUUUAUUCUAGACUUCAGUAAGGCAUUUGAAACUUUAGACCACUCUCUACUGCUAAACAAAAUUAAUAGCAUGGGAAUAAAAGGCAAAACUGUAAAUUGGUUUUCAAGCUAUCUGGCAAGAAGAACACAAAUAGUUGAAUUAACAUACACCAAAAACCACAUUACCCAUAUAGCAAGGUCACCUUUACUACCAAUAAAUAAAGGUGUACCCCAAGGCUCAGUAUUAAGACCAAUCCUUUUCAUCCUACUGACCAACGACCUGCCAAAAUAUCUUCAAGAAUAUGGGCAAGCAAUUAUGUAUGCGGAUGACACUGCAUUCCUAGUUGCUGACAAACAGAAAAAAAACAUUAGAAAUUUCAUCCUUUGUUACAUACAACAUGGCUAAGCAGUAUUGUCAAAACAAUUUUUUUGUACUUAAUGAGAAAAAACUCAACAAGUAAAUUUCGGAAACAGAACCACUGACUUGCCAGGGCUAUCAGACAUUGAACUAGAAAGUGAAGCAAAAUAUCUCAGAGUUAUAAUAGACAGCAAACUCACUUGGGGAUUUGGGGAUCACAUGUUGACAACCUUUGUGGAAAAUUAAAUACCAGCCUCUAUGCACUCAAAAGAAUAAAAAAUUCCUGUAACCUUCAAAAAGCAAAAGUAGCAUACCACUCACUAUUUAAGUCCCAUAUUCGGUAUGGA